Messenger RNA from Exophiala xenobiotica, 2218 nucleotides. RefSeq lists its product as uncharacterized. Bases 197 to 1891 code for a protein of 564 amino acids. The transcript is spliced from 2 exons. Gene Ontology annotation, molecular function: aromatic-amino-acid:2-oxoglutarate transaminase activity; L-2-aminoadipate:2-oxoglutarate transaminase activity; pyridoxal phosphate binding. The record is from RefSeq and is a predicted model, not a curated record. NCBI's taxonomy places the organism in Eukaryota, Fungi, Ascomycota, Eurotiomycetes, Chaetothyriales, Herpotrichiellaceae. Gene Ontology annotation, biological process: L-tyrosine biosynthetic process; aromatic amino acid catabolic process.
AGGUUGCAUCUUUUUGUCAGGACGUCACAGGACCCAGAUUGACGUUGCAGUUUUCGCCCCGGUUAUAUCUAUAUUGAUCUCACUGUUUUCUGUCCUUGAAGCGGUUGCUGUUGCUACGCAUAACUUGCCUCGCUCGCACCCCAGGAAUUUCUCACAGCAAGCUGUCCACCAGAAGUCUUCCGUAUUGGAGGUCGAUAUGGCACCUCACGCCGAAGUCACCGGCUUUACGGACACGUCUUCGGUAGUUGUUAACGACUCAGCCCAGACGAAAACUCCGCCUCGUCCUGUCUUUACAAUCGACGAUGUAUUACCGCACCGACAGAAGUCCAAACCGCCGGCGACUACUGUGGCUGCGUUCUCAGAUGCCAAUAUGUUCAAGAGUAAAGGGUGCUUCAGCAAACCGAAAGCCAAGAGUUUCGCGCAUCGGUUGACGGAGGAGAGUAAAUCAAGGAAACCGUCGAGUCUGAAGGGCGCCAUGAAGUACUUCCGGCCCGGCACCAUCAGUCUGUGUGGUGGAUUGCCGAGUAGUGACUACUUUCCUUUCGAAGAGCUCAGUGCAAUGAUACCCGUCCCGCCUGAAUUCUCGGAAGCCCAGACAGCAAUAUCAGGGAAGAGUUUCUCCUCGGGUAAGCACGACGCCACACGAGAUGGCAAGGCUUUGCUCGAUCUUUCGAUCGCGCUGAACUACGGACAAUCCAUGGGCCCGGGAGCCUUGAUGCGCUUCCUCACCGAACACACAGAGAUUGUGCACAGUCCGCCUUACUCAGAUUGGGAUAUCUGUAUGACUUCUGGGAGUACCUCUGCAUUGGAUAUUGCCUUGCGAAUGUUCACGGAGCGAGGCCAGUAUGUUAUAACCGAAGAGUAUACCUUCAGCUCCGCUAUCGAGACCGUGGCGCCCCUGGGAGCGAAAAUGCUGGGGAUCAAGAUGGACGCGGAUGGGAUGCUGCCUGAUGAUUUGGACAAUACCUUGUCCAAUUGGGAUGAAAAGGCACGCAGAGCACCAAAACCGUUCUUGGUGUACACCGUACCGACCGGCCAGAAUCCUACGGCCAGCACGCAGUCUUUGAAGCGGAGGAAGCAGAUCUAUGCCGUGGCCGAGAAACACGACCUGUUCAUUCUGGAGGAUGAGCCAUAUUAUUUCCUGCAGAUGGAUCCCUUUGUCUCCGGUCACACGCAUGCUGUGUCCUCGCCGUUUGAGCCAGUGUCCGUGGCAGAUUUCCUCUCGAAUCUCGUCCCUUCGUACCUCUCUAUCGACACAUCCGGACGAGUGCUGAGGUUGGACUCAUUUUCCAAGAUCAUUGCCCCUGGUAGUCGUGCAGGUUGGGUCACCGGUGCGCCGCUAGUCAUUGAGCGAUUCAUGCGACAUAACGAGGUCAGCGCACAAACACCUUCAGGCUUCUCGUUGAUCGCCCUGUAUAACCUGCUCGAAGAGAACUGGGGCCACAGGGGGUUCUUGGAAUGGUUGAUGUUCAUUCGUGCCGAGUACACGCGGAGGAGGGAUAUCAUUGUGAAUGCUUGCGAGGAGCAUUUGCCCAGCGAAGUGUGCAGUUGGGUGCCGCCAAAGGCGGGCAUGUUCCAUUGGAUCAAUGUUGAUUUGACGAGGCAUCCAGUCUAUGAGUCGAAGGGUGGGCAGAUCGACUAUGCUAGUCUGUUGGAGAUUGAGGAUAGCGUGUUCACGUCGUGUGCUGAGCAGGGUGUGUUGAUUGCGAAGGGGAGCUGGUUCCGCGCGCAACGAGCCACGGAUACGGAACUGUUCUUCCGCACGACGUUUGCGGCGGCGCCGGCGGACAAGAUGAGAGAGGCGAUCGAGAAGGUCGGUGUGGCUAUUCGGAAGGAGUUUGAGAUUGAUGGUGAGAUUGUGGAAGGGAGGACGAACGGGCAUGCAAAAUGAAGAGCUCGAGAAGUGCGUCUGGUGGGUUCGUCGGGAUAUUGUCACUUUCAAAGCAGGAGCAAGGGACGGAGUGAACGGCAUACCAGGACAGGACACGACUGCCUUUCUUGGAACAAGUACAGAGAUCUCAUCAGGCACUACAUGGGAUUAAGGACUCGAUUGGGAUAACAAAAACCUAAGGGCAAGGCAUUGAGGGUUGAGUGACGGGACCUGGUAUCUCCUUAGCAUUGGCAUGGGCAUCGUCUGGAGUUUAGUACUUGCGAACCGGGCGAUAGAGUACCCCAAUAGCAUUCAAGGGUGCGGAGCGACACCUUCGUUAUUGUGCAC